This is a messenger RNA of Python bivittatus (Burmese python), 5037 nucleotides long. Lineage: Eukaryota; Metazoa; Chordata; Lepidosauria; Squamata; Pythonidae. The record is from RefSeq and is a predicted model, not a curated record.
CUUGUGCGCAAGUGUAAACCUUUAAGAUGUCUCUCAGCAAUAGAAAGGAAGUGAACACUUCAGCCCUGAGGAAGAUCGCUGCCGACAUGAGUAACUUAAUUGAAAGUCUGGACUCAAGGGAACUGCAUUUUGAAGGGGAAGAAUUGGAUAGUGAUGUGGUACAUGAUCCCAAAGCUCCUGUGGGCAUCCCAUUCUCCACCAUUUAUAAUACUAAAGGAUUUAAAGAGCCUCACAUACAGCUCUACCUAACUGGGUGUCCAAUCCGAGUACGUGUUCUAGAAGUGGAACGUUUUACAUCAACAAAUAAGGUCCCAAGCCCACGUGUUUACACCAUUGAGUUGACCCAUGGGGAGUUUACAUGGCAAGUGAAGAGGAAAUACAAGCAUUUUCAGGAGCUGCAUAGAGAACUGCUUCGAUACAAAGCUUUUAUACGAAUUCCCAUCCCAACACGAAGACACACUGUGCAAAGACAGACCAUCAAAAGGGGAGAAGCAAGACAAAUGCCAAGUCUUCCACGUACCUCUGAGAACAUGGUCAGAGAAGAUCACCUCUCCAGUAGAAGAAAACAACUGGAAGAUUAUCUCACAAAUCUCUUAAAAAUGCCCCUGUACAAGAAUUACCACGGAACAAUGGAAUUCCUUGGUGUAAGUCAGCUGUCAUUUAUCCAUGACCUAGGACCUAAGGGCAUAGAAGGCAUGAUUAUGAAAAGAUCUGGAGGACAUCGAAUUCCUGGUUUGAAUUGUUGUGGGCAAGGAAGGCUAUGCUACCGAUGGUCGAAAAGGUGGUUAGUGGUGAAAGACUCUUUCUUAUUGUACAUGAAGCCAGAUAGUGGAGCUGUUUCCUUCGUCCUACUGGUAGAUAAAGAAUUCAGUAUAAAGAUUGGCAAGAAGGAGACCGAAACUAAAUAUGGGUUACGAAUUGAUAAUCUUUCCAGGUCACUGAUUUUGAAGUGCAACAGCUACCGACAUGCUCUCUGGUGGGGUCAAGGAAUAGAAGAAUUCAUUCAGAAAAAUGGCAAGAACUUCCUCAAACAUCACAGAUUUGGUUCCUAUGCAGCCAUCCAGGAGAACACACUAGCCAAGUGGUAUGUAAAUGCCAAGGGGUAUUUUGAAGAUGUGGCAAAUGCCAUGGAAGCAGCCAAGGAAGAGAUUUUCAUCACAGAUUGGUGGCUGAGCCCCGAAAUAUUCAUGAAGCGGCCUGUGGUGGAAGGGAAUCGCUGGAGAUUAGACUGCAUUUUGAGGCGGAAGGCUCAACAAGGAGUGAGAAUCUUCGUGAUGCUCUACAAAGAGGUAGAGCUUGCUCUGGGUAUCAACAGCGAAUACACCAAGAGGACACUAAUGCAUCUGCAUCCCAACAUUAAGGUAAUGAGACAUCCUGAUCAUGUGUCAUCUACUGUUUAUUUAUGGGCCCACCAUGAAAAGCUGGUGAUCGUUGACCAGUCCAUCGCUUUCGUUGGGGGCAUAGACUUGGCGUAUGGCAGGUGGGAUGACAAUGAGCACCGACUGACAGAUGUGGGCAGUGUAAAACGUAUGGCAGCGGCCAGAUCUGAGUCUUCAGUGAACCUUUCUUCUUUAGCUGAAACUGUUCAGCCUCAGAUGGAGCCUCCAACGAACACACCUUUGCAAGGAGGCAGUGACGAUGCCCCAGAAGCUUCAAAAAUGAAAGGAGUAGGGAGACCCAGGAAAUUUGCCAGAUUCAGCAUCUACAGACAGCUCCAUCGACAUGCCUUGCAUCAUGCAGAUAGUGUGAGCAGUGUAGACAGUGAUUCAUGUAAAGGCUCAGUCCACAGUUUGAAGACAGGUGUUGGAGAGCUUCUUGGUGAAACUAGAUUCUGGCAUGGAAAAGAUUAUUGCAACUUUGUUUUUAAAGACUGGGUUCAGCUGGAUAAACCCUUUGCUGAUUUCAUUGAUCGCUACACCAUGCCAAGGAUGCCGUGGCACGACAUUGCCUCUGUAGUGCAUGGCAAAGCUGCGCGAGAUGUAGCUCGGCACUUCAUUCAACGUUGGAACUUCACAAAGAUCAUAAAAUCCAAAUACAGGUCCCUUUCCUACCCUUUCUUGUUGCCGAAAUCUCAGCAAACAGCUGAUGAGUUGAACUAUCAAGUCCCUGAGGCUGUGCCCGCCAAAGUGCAGGUGCUCCGCUCUGCUGCUGACUGGUCUGCUGGUAUUAAAUACCAUGAAGAAUCGAUCCAUUCUGCUUAUGUGAGCGUGAUAGAAAACAGCAAGCACUACAUCUAUAUAGAGAACCAGUUUUUUAUUAGCUGCGCCGAUGACAAAGUUGUGUCGAACCGAGUCGGUGAUGCCAUUGCACGCAGAAUUCUCAAAGCCCAUAGGGAAAACAAACGGUACCGAGUCUAUGUAGUUAUCCCCCUGCUGCCUGGCUUUGAAGGUGAUAUUUCAACAGGAGGAGGCAAUGCCAUCCAGGCCAUUAUGCAUUUUAACUACAGGACUAUGUGCAGAGGAGAGAAUUCAAUCUUGGGACAGCUGAAAGCUGAAAUUGGAGACCAAUGGAUUAAUUACAUUUCAUUCUGUGGACUUCGAAACUAUGCUGAGCUGGAAGGGAAACUCAUUACUGAACUGAUCUAUGUUCACAGCAAGCUGCUGAUUGUGGAUGACAACACAGUCAUUAUAGGCUCUGCAAACAUCAAUGACAGAAGCAUGUUGGGGAAAAGAGACAGUGAAAUGGCUGUCAUUGUGGAAGAUACUGACACCGUUGCUUCAGUGAUGGAUGGAGAAGACUACAGAGCAGGAAGAUUUGCUCAGUCUCUUCGCCUUCAGUGCUUUAGAGUUGUUCUUGGCAGCUCAAUAGAUCUGAAUGAUAUCCAGGAUCCCAUAUCUGACAAAUUCUUUAAAGAAGUAUGGGUUGCAACGGCAGCACGCAAUGCCACUAUUUUUGAGAAGGUUUUCCGAUGUCUUCCUAGUGAUGAAGUUAAUAACUUAACCCACCUGCGGGAUUUCAUCAACAAACCAAAGCUUACUUGUGAGAAUCCCACUAAAGCAACUGAAGAACUGAAGAAAAUCCAUGGAUUUCUAGUCCAGUUCCCCUUUCGUUUCUUGGAUGAAGAGAAUUUGCUUCCCUCUGUUGGAACAAAAGAAUCCAUGGUGCCCAUGGAGACAUGGACUUAAGAGGAGUCAGCUUGGAUUUUUUUUUUUUUAAACGUAAACAAUACACAGAUCUAGUUUGGCUUCUGGUUUCACAACAACUUCUUUCCAUAAGAAGAAAAGUCUGCACCAAUCCAAAAGUGCCUUUUGAUGGUAGAGUUUUAGAGAAAAUAACAGCCUAGCUGAGACAGUGUUGGAAACAAUAGAUGAUUGAUAAGUUAUGUUCUCAGUGAUAGCAGGGCCACUUUCAAGCAACCUGGAAAGCGGGAGGGAGGGUAAUAGAAGAUACUUUCUCUAAAAGUCUACAGUCAUACUCCAAGACACUUUACAUAUUCCAUGCAUGCAUGCUUACCCUACAUAUAUGGUUAUCUCAAAUAGAACCUACAAACUCUUUGUUAUAAGUAACUGUGAUAACUGCUUAUACUAUCCAUUUUUUAUUCCAGACAACAAUUGGUAAUCCAUUUUCCACAAGGGUAACUAAGGUCACUGCUUAUAGAAAUUAUCUUUCCAGGCAAAGUGAACUCUAUCUACGUUUCUACUUUAGAAGAAAUCCACAUGUAAUUGUGACAAUGCCUUUACUGUGAUUUGUAGACUAUUAGUGUUGUUUAUAUCUUUGGGACUUGUUAGAUAGAGUAUUUCUUUAUAAUUCCUUUUUAAAUUCUGCAAAUAGUAUAGCAACUACUGAGAAACACUGCACGAUGCCACUUUGGGCCUAACUGUGAUCCCUCUUUCUUGAGUAAUUUAUAGAAGUUUGCAUAGAAUGUUUGUUUUUUAGUGCUGUAUUGAGAUUGAGAAAUAUUUCUUCCUGCAUGUGUCCUGUUAGAACAGUAUGUGUUGAAGGUUUCUGAAACAGUACUGGUAAGUCGCCAGAUUUGUUUUGUGUACUUGAUGGCAGAAAAAAAGUGUAUUUAUGUAAUGAUUUAGCAAAGUUCCCUGUUCUCUUCAAGAGGGACCAAUUAGUUCUUCCCUCCCUACUAAGAAACAUAUGGCCAGAGAAUUUCUUCUUUUAUGCCUACUGUUUCUUCUUCCAAACAAUCUAUGAAAUCCUAUGGCUAGGGGCCACACAACAUUUUUUGAGCACUGCAGCAGGUAGGUCAAGGUUUUUUAUUCCUUCACAGAUGCAAGGGGCUUACAUUAUAAUUUAGGUGUGUUCCCUGUCCCCAGAUAGCAGGAAUCCGUGCCACUGAUUUGGUGGUUGUGAUUGAAAGGGGCUUUGAGAACUGCAAAAAGAGAGGGGUAGGAGUCAUACGUGUCCUUUCAUUACAGGUUAUUCAGCCCUAUGCUUAUGAGAUUCUCCCCACCACCACCCUGCAAUAGACUGAUGUAGAGAAAAGAAACAUACUACUGUAUUCUAAAUUCUAGUCUUCAUGUAAAAGGUUCCAGUUUCAACCUCUGGCAUUUCAAGGUCAAAGGGAUUAAGUUCUUUACCAGAAAUCCCAAAGCAGCUUUCUCAAAUCUGGUGUCCUGCUGCGUUGGGCUAUGAUUCCCCUCAUCCCCAACUAGCAUGGCUGAUCAGAAUAAACAGAGCUGAGCUAGAGGACCAAAUCAGAUAUAAACUAUUGCGUGUUUCUAAGUUUCUGUUUCUAAAUGUCUUAGAAGGUACAUCAAAACAUAUCUUUGUGAUAAAAAGCUAGCAGUUUUUAAGUAAGAAGAGCAAUUAGGCCUAUUUAUCAGAAUUUGAGGUAGGCAGUAAAACCAUAGUAAAGCUUUAUCCCCUUUCUCCAGAUCCUAUCUUGUAAAAAGUUGUCUGAAGCCUUACCACACUGUGAAGUUAUAGCAAGACCAUACAGUUGUAUAUCCUGAUUAAUUUGGGGCCAUACAUUAUCUUCUGGCAUUAUCUUCCUAUGUUUACAGAUAGUCUUCAUUUAACGACCACUCAUUCAGUGACUGUUUGAAGUUAUGACGUUGCUGAAGAAGUGGUACUUACAACCGGUCC